UAAUUUUAAUUUUUUUCCAGUGUUGGACAAAGUACUCAGCUAUAGUACUUGAGUAAGAGUAUUGAUACUUAUGGUUAAAUAUUACGCAACUACAAGUAAAAGUUGCUCACUCAAAAGUUUACUCAAGUUAAAGUACUGAAUAACUUACUUUUGAAAAUACUUGAGUAGUGAAAUUUACACAUAUUUUUAAAAAAAUACUCAAGUAUUCAAAGGUACAAAUUAUAUUUUUAAUAUAUCUACGUUGCUGCAUUGUUUUUGCUGAAACCUCCUGAUGAUGUUGAACCACUCUGCUACAAAAAGUCUGCAAAAAACGUUAGCUAUUUUAUUUAUUUAUUUUUUUAAAUUAAUACAUACUCGUCCCCAUAUAAAACCAGCAGCAGUGAACUACAAAGUUCAGUCAAGAGGAAUGACAACCUUCCUGGAAAUGUUGUGGUGUCGAAAGACCAAAAAACUUUUACAAAAUAAAAGCUGAGUUCUACUUAAUUUCCAUUUAAUUUAGACCAAAAUGUCACUUUUCGUGCCUUUUCAUAUCGAGAAAAUUUGUCAAACUGUUUACAGAGUGAAACACCGUCUGUUGUAUCAACGUUUUAACACGAUUUCAACAAGCUGGUCUAUCACUAUUUAUUCGUUUUAAAAUGAUUUUUAAAAUGCUAAUUUUCCGAAGGCGCGUGAAUGUAACAUGGUCACAGCGUAACACCGAACUAGAAGAGAAAGAGAAAGUGUUCAGAAAAACAAAGUACUCCGAAGAUUGAGCGACUAAAAGAAGUUGGGGGUUUUGCUUCCGGUGGAGGUCAAAGUGUGAAUAUUAAGGUACGUUCAGUGUUACAUUAUAUUCACUGUUCAGAGGAGGUGAAGAGGAAACAAGAGACAGAAAAGAGCAACAAACUGAACAGAACAUCAGAGGAAGCAGGUGCUGAUGAAAACAACAAACUGUUGCCAACUGGAAAUAUGAGUUAUAAUCAUAAUGAAGCAGAAAGAGCUGCAGAAAAUGAACAGAUUGAUGAGGAGGCCAGUCAUUCAACAGAAAACCUUUCUCCACAGGAUCCUGACAGUAAAGUAUUCAGCAAAAUAUCACAAAGUUUACCGAAUCCAGAUGAGUCAAAUAUUGAUGAUAAUCACCAAAGGAGAAAUGAACUGACAGACGAUGCUUCUAAAACACAAACACAAGAACCAGAGGAUGUUGAUGAAACUCAUGUUCAUAAAGAGAGACCAGAGGUAGAUGAAGGUGGAGAAAGCAAACAAAAGGAUGAACUGAGUGAGAUAAGAAAGAGAAAUAGAUCAGAUCAAGAAAAGAAAGAGAAUCAAAAUAACACUGACAGGACAGGAGAGGAUCAAGUGGCAGCGUAUUCUGACAGACCUCAGCUUUACUAUGACGAGGAAAGGACAGUAGAUAUGCAGAAGAAACACACUAAACAAAAAGUCCAUACUAGUCAUGAUACACAAAACAAACUUGAUUUGAAGAAAACCAGAAAAAAUAAAAAUUAUAAGAUGGCAGCAACAUUGACAGGAAACCAGGAGGCUGAUAGAGACGAAGAAACAAGACAAGAAAACUUUCAGAGUUACAGAAAUAAAGGGUCAAAGGGCACUGAAGCCAGGAUACAAGGUUCAAACCAGGCUGCAUUUGAGCGCAAAACCAUAGAAGUGGAUAUCAGGGAGUUUUCUCCUGGUGGUAAAGGUAAAACUAAAUUAAUGGUAAAAACAAUUACUGAGGAAAUCAAAGUUGUUAACAGCAGCAGUAACAGAAAAACAAUAAGCAAUGAAGGAAAUGUUGACUGUGACUUGGAGGAUGGUGAUUUUUUUUCUGCAAAAGAAGAGACGACAUUCCUCUCUGGACCUCUUUUACGUGAACAACAAAAUCCCACAUCGGAGGAAAUCACCAGAGGAGCAAAACAAGACGAAUACAGGCUGAACAUUUCCCCUGCGACUGAACUUUAUGCACAACAUCCAAAGCAUAUGAAGAAGAAAAGUUCAGAUGAGUUCGCCUGUAUGCUCAUGUGAGCACAAAUAAUGGAAGCAAUGAAGAAGAGUGCCAUGUCUGCUUCUGUCUCCAGAGAAAUCUCGAAAAUCUCAAAUUUAAUUCAAUUAAUAACCAAUUUAAUUAAUGCCAAAGGGAAAUUAAAUGUUGUUAAUUCAUAU
Messenger RNA from Xiphophorus maculatus (southern platyfish), 2136 nucleotides. RefSeq names its product transcriptional regulator ATRX homolog. The record is from RefSeq and is a predicted model, not a curated record. The transcript is spliced from 2 exons. NCBI's taxonomy places the organism in Eukaryota, Metazoa, Chordata, Actinopteri, Cyprinodontiformes, Poeciliidae. The coding region runs from base 949 to 1998 and encodes 349 amino acids.